UAACAUUCAUUCGUGCAUGAGAGCAGAAAAAUCUUUUUCCUCCGAAAAUAAUGUAAAGAAAAACAAAUAAGACAUUUACAUUGUAAUAAAAAAAAUUGUGUGUUUUGUAUCUGUGCUACCAAAAUUAUAUUUACAAGAAUUGGGAGAUAAUCGCACAGCACGAAAUUCGUUUCACACUGCAAAAAUGCGACCAGAAAGUUUGGAAUUGGAAUCAAAAUCGCGAACUUCAGUGUCUCAAUCAAUUUUGCAAAAACUUAGAUCGAGUUCACCAAAUGGUUCCGGUGUUGCAAUAGCAGAGGAAGAAUUUCUCGGAGGUGUAAUUCGUGGUGGCCAACUCGCAUGGAUUGCCAUCGGAUCGAAUCUUGAGGUUUUGUCGCUGAAAACCGGUCAACGAGUCGCCGGACAAACAUUUGAUGAAAAAAGCAGUGUAACUUGUGUUGCAGAAGUCACAGACAGCGAUAUUGGUUCAUGUUUAUUGAUCAUAGCUGUUCAACGCGUUCACGUCGGUGGAUUAUUGUAUUUGUUUUCGGUGCAAGGAUCUCGAAUUGUUCAUCGCAUCAAUGUUCUUGAUAAAAUUACUAGUUGUUGUUUUGUUAGUGAUGCUGCGUGUAAACGGAGCUGUCUCGGCGCUUUCAAUGGUUGCGCAGCCGUUGGAACUGAAGCCGGAGAAGUGUUUUUGAUCGAUUUACAUUUAAAUCGAUGCAAAGAAAUAAUCUCAAGACAAAAGGCGUUUAGUCCAAAUACAGAUGAAUCUUCGUGCAAAAUAGUGGCUGCGCCGAUCGAUGAAAAUGAAAUUCGGCUUCAAGUAAAUCAAACACGUGUUGAAAAUAUAAAUUUGGGAAUUCGUUUGGAUUUUUCGGUAGUUGAACAGCCAUCGCCAAUAUCGUCAAUACUUUCAAUGCCACAAAUGCAAAUGAUUGUCGUCGGUCUUGAAAAUGGUUUAUUGGCUCUCUUCAAUUUGUGUGAUUUGAAUGCACUUCACUUGGCAUAUCCACCAGAAAUCGAUUCGCCUCUGGUAAAAUUAACAUUCCUCGAACCAGCUGACGAUCCAAGGCCAUGUGUUUACAUUUGGGCAUUUCAUGCAAACAAAAAUAACUUUCCAUUUGCUGUGAUGCAUUCAGUAUCGUUCAUUUCUAAAACCUAUCAGGAUGGUGAAAAUAUUUAUGAGACAUUCCAAUGGUGUCGGCCAGACCUAACAAUUCCGAUUCAUGAACGUGACUCGAAGCCAAUCUCAUGUCAAUCGGUGACCAAAAUUGUGUCGGACGAAGAAGACGAACAGUACAGUCUGUGUUUACUUGCAUGGACAAAUCGAAUGUCAUCGUUUGUAUUGGUUUUCGAUUUAAACCAAUGGUACAAGGAGCAAAUGCCACGAGUUUGUGAUUGGCGUGAUUAUCCCAGUUAUUUGGCACCGUUCCCAAUCGAAGAAGCGGGAGAUGCACCGUUGGACAUUUGGAUGAACCCAAAAUCAGUAUCCACUUUCAAUUCAAUUCAACGACCCGAAGAACAUUUCUAUCCAAUUUCGUUGAGUUUUGAUUUGAUUGAACUAAAAACGACAAUCGUUCAGAAGCUGCAUUGGGAUGGUUUACAAAAUAAUGCCAUUAAAAAGCUAAGCAAUACCGGUGCCGUUGCAAUUCUAAUGCCAGAUGAAUGUUUUCAUGAAUUUUUGGAAGCUUCACUAAUACCACAGCUCAGCGAUCAAAACUAUCAUGCGAAUCCGUCAAAGCGGAUCAAGCAAGAGUUCUUGUUAUCGAUGGCAUUAGAAUAUAAUUGUAUGGGCCUUUUGAGACAAUGUGCACAACAAUGGGCUGAUGGCAGUCACAUGGGCCGUGGCUCUAGCGAAGGAUUAACAUUGUCAACUCUCACCGAUUGGAUUUGGAAUCAAGCCACUUUAAUCAAAGACCGAUGCAAUGAUCUGUGUGUUUCGCUGUUCGACGACUCAGGAAUCACAAUCGAUUUACGAUCACGAAAAAUUCUUGCCCAUUACUCACGCCAAUUGAAAUUGUUAGCUGAAAUAUUGAAUAUGAUUAUUACAAGCUAUCGCCAGUACAUACCCGAUGAAAUCUUUGAUACUCUCACGGCUCAACGUAAUUCGAUUCGAAUGACAUCGGAGUAUCAAGAAGUUCUUCAGUGGCUACUGAAUAUGGGAUUGUUGCCGGAAAUCGUAUGGAAUCAAUUGUCAUUGCCUGAAUCAAGAAAUGAUACGUUCACCGCUAUUCCAUAUCCAUAUCGUAUACUCAACAAAUUCUAUACAGACCAACGACAACGAUUCUAUGAAAAUGAUCGCAGUAAUAUUGCACCGAAAACAAAUAGUUGCAAGUGUUUGUACAUCGAUUCAUUCAUUGAUCGUGAAUGCAAUUCACAUUUGCUGCGAACUGAAUGGAACAAUGGAUUAGGUGAUGGCCUAUAUCCACCGCCAUCGUUGCAAGCCAUGCUUCGCAUUUUACUCAUACCGGGCAUUUCACUCGAGAAUAAAUACAUGCUGUUUGUUUAUCUGUUUUUGGAUUUGCACAUGGUUUUGGAAUCCGAACACUUCAAUGUCGUGCAAAAUCUCAUCAAAUUUCCCGCCGUAUUCAAUUUGAAUUCAUCUUUGAUCAAAACCACACAAGCAUUCUGGAAUUUGGAUCACAAUGAAUAUGAGAUUGCAUUGAAAGAGCUCAUUUCACCACUAACAAGCGAUCGAUUGAUUUCGAAAUGGCAACAAGAACUCUUGGUGAAUACUUUGCUGAUUCGUGAUAUGCCAAAUUUGGCUUUGCAAGCGUUACGCGCACCCGGCCCAUCGAUCAACACCACACUUCGAAUCAAAACCCUACUGGCAAACAAUCUAAUCACCGAAGCAUUUGAAUUGCAACGUUCAAAAUACGAUGAAAAACUUUUAUUGGAAUUCUUCAAAGGGUGCCAUGAACUUAAGAAAUGGAACUAUGUCCUCGGUCUAUCGUUGACUGAGCGCGAGGGUGAAGUUUUGUGCAAAUUUUUGAACACAUGCGACUCAUUGUUGUCGGAAAAUUUGCAAUUAAUCUAUUUACUGCAACGAAAUAGAUAUAUUGAGGCGCUAAUGUACUUGGAUGAGUUAAAACAUAAGCCACGCACAUUAACUAUGCAUAAAAAAUUGGAAAAUACACAAGACAUGAUCAUAUCAUCGUACAAAUUGGCAAUGAAUUCGACAAAUCGAAAACUUUGCGAUCAAUAUAUGGCGAUCAAAAGUCGUUUGGAUGUCGAUGCGCAACAAAAUUGUGAACUAACCAGCCCAUUGAGCAGUCAACUCAAUCCAUACAUUGUGGACUCAAAUGCAAAUGUCGUUGGCAGUGUUUUCCAUCGGGCCAUUGUGGCCGCCAAACGUACCGGUUUCAAUAGUUCGUCACAGAAAAGUCACAUACCACUGUUGGGAAAUAUUCGCAUCGAAAUCGAUCCAGAGGAAUUUGAUGAUGAUCACAAACCAAUUCAUGAGUUAAAACCAUAUGUUGGCCUCUUGAAGCGACGCAAAGAAAGUUCGUACGAACAUAGUUCAGAUCCGGAUCUAAAACAACCAGCGGCCAAGCGUCAACGUACCGAUUCAUUUUCAGUGGCCGAUUUACCAUUGAAGAGACAUGCCCCUGGUAUAAAUAGUUAUCUUUUGACUUCGUUAACAAAUCAAAGUCACGUCGUGAAAGAACAAAACAUGAGCAUUCAAGAGUUAGAUGACACCAUCGAUAUAGACAAUGACCAACCACGUAAUUCAAUCGGUGAACUGUGCGAAACAGUUAAUUUGCUUAGCACACCAGUUGUAAAAAGUAGCCGCCUGGAAAAACAAAGUCGCAUCGAUAGCCGUUGUCAAACUCCACAAAGUACGCGAAGUAUUUUGAAACAACGGCACACCGAAAUUGGUUCAACCAUAUCACGACGCUCAACAUCUCCGUCGUUAACAGCGAAUUCACGGCGAUCGGUUGAUUUCAAUGCAAAACCAUUUUGUUACACAAUUCCACCACAAAAUGAUGAAUUCCGAUUGGGUGCCAUAGAAGAAACAGCAAAUGUACAAGAAGAUGACGAUUCAAAUUCAUUCAAUUCGCCCAAUUCAAUCAAAGGACGUCGACCAAUUCAUUCUGCCAAAAAUAGCAGUGCAUCAAAUUCCAUCGAUGAAUUUUAUUCGCCGGAAACAUCAAAGGUGAACGAAGAGCUUAAAGAAACUAGUCAUGAGAUUGGAAAUGAGAAUCUAUCGCGCAUACCACAUCAUACUGAAACACCAGUUUUAGAUUCACCAUCAACUGUUAAACCGAGACGUGGAUUAAGAUCGAAAACACCUGAAAUUCCAAUGAUGAGUUCAACACGCAUUACACGUUCACGUUCCAAAUUGAAUCUCGAAGAUAGUGCCGAUUAUGACAGUGUAACGGAACAGCCAGUGCUUAAUACUUCGACACCAAAGCGAACCGCUCCAAAACGUGCAUCGUCUCGAUCGUUAAGCAAAAAUGUAAUUACGUCCAAUGCGUUGAAGGUUCAAACCGAAGUCGAUAAAUCGAUUCGAGUUGAUGGAUCAGAAGACAGUAGAUCGGUUGAUGGUGGUUCGGCGGUUAAACAACGGAAUUUCCUUAAAGAUGCAUCCGAAAUGAGUAUGCGAACAACACCAAUGGCAUAUUCAAUGGACGAAUUGGAUGCAACUCAUAUGAAAUAUAAUCUAUUGCAAGAUUCAUCAUCGUUUGCCUCAGAAUGCAGCGAAAGUGACAUUGUUGAGAAAUUGUCUGUGCAUGAGGAUUCUGUGACGGGACAAAUUGAUAAAUCAGUUGAAGAACAAACUCGAGAAGAAAUCCAAGAAGAAACUCAAGAUGAAACUCAAGAAGAAAUUCACGAAGAGACUGAAGAAGUUCAAGAAAAAAUCGAGCAACAACAAAUCGAGCCCACUGAGGAGCAAUUCAAAGAGCAAAACGAAACGCAAACUGAUGAACAAUCGAUUGCUGAUUAUUCAAUGGAGAGUGUUGAAAAUGAGCCAAGCAGCACCCACGUUGCCAUCGAUAAUGAAAGUAUUCCAAACGAUCCAAGCUCCAUCGUAAAUGCACAAACAACAAUAGAAGUCACUGAAACAACAACAGAGCAUGUUGUUAUCACUGCAGCUCGUGAGCUUGCACAGAACUAUUUGGUCGAUAGUUCGACGGGCGUAAGUGAAUCCAUUUUGCAAAAAUUCUCUCGUUAUGAACACUGCACGAGUUCAUUCUUCGGUGAAAGUGCUAACGCCCAAAAUCUGCUCGAAGACAGUUCAAUUUGUACACCGCCGGCAAUUGCUGAAUCGGCAACAAAUGCCGACAGUGAAAAAGAUGUGGUAAACCUUGAUGACAUUGACUCGAAGAGCGAAGCAUCUUCGAAUAAUACCAUAUCAAGCGAGGAAAGUUCUGAUAGUGAACUGGAAGGAAAUUUAGUUUAUGAAGAAAGCGACAAUGAAGAUGAUGAGCCAAACGCUGGACCUGUCGAUGUUAUUCAAAUUUACAGCAGCUCGGAAGAUGAAAAUAAUUCGGUUAAUUCAUUGGAUGACAUUCAAAUUGCCGAUUCACAAGAUCCAGAACAUCAUGAUGAGAUAGAAUACGAUAUAAAUGAUGAAUUAACCAGCGGUUCACAACCACAAACCAAUCAAUUUGAACAAAUUGAUAAUUACAAUAUCAUCGAAUUGCAAUCGGCAUCGAUAGAAGUCGAAGAUUUUAUCCCACCAACUGAAACAAGUGCACAAAGUUUGAUUAGCCAAGAGCAAGCGAUGAAUCACAUGAUUUACGGUGACUUGGGAGUGGUCGAUGCUGAAAUGUUAGACUUGGACGUACAUGGUGAUGCAUUCGGUUUCGAGAUGCAUGGCGAUCAUGGUGAUCAAAAUCAAGAAUCGGCUUAUUUGGAAAUGGCAAAAACGAGAAGUGAACAAGUGCCACAAUUAAUACUUGAUGAGCCCACAACUUCUGAGCCAAUACAACAACCAGAUAUCAACGAUGAACAGAUAUGCGAACAGACAGUUAACCAAGAUCAACCACAAGAGGAUAUCGUCGAUGAAAAUGUUACCACUGAAAAUAAAACGGAAGCGCCUGUAAGUGAGACCACUGAAAGUACUUCGAUUGCUCAAGAACAGAACAUUGUUAUCGAAGCUUCAGUCGAAGUUCCAGAAACAGAUGAAACGAAUAUUCUCGAUAAGGCUGUCAUAAUCGAUGAACCAUCUACGAUUGAAAGUGACGAUGUUACAACAGAGAAACAAUCCGAUAAUAUCGAAAGUGAACCAAUGGAAAGUACUGCAAUGGAAGUAGAUGAACCGACAAAUAUUUUCGAUAAAGCUGCUGCUGCGAGUACUUUGGACGUGAGUGAGCCAAUAAGUGAAAUAGUCGAAAGUUCGUCGCAAAAAGAAGAUACACAUACAAUUGACAGCGACGCAAAACAAGUUCAAUCAAACGAUGAUGCCAAAAAGUCGCCGGAAAAGUUGACUACAAACAAUGAUAAGGUCAAACAAAAAUCACAAUUAAGAAGAACAGGUCGUGCUGCUUCUCAACAAGAUUUGUCAAAGGACGAUGAUAAAGAUGGGGAAAAAGAACGAAUUAAUGUGACCGAUUCCAAAUCGAAAGCACCAUCUAAGCAAAAAAUGAAAAAAGCCAUGUCCCAUCAAAAUCUCUCGAUUAUAGACGAAACAGAAGCGAAAUCAAAUGAAACAAUUGGCAAACUGCGCACUAAACGGGCAAAAUCACAACAGCCCAUCGAACGAAGCUCUGAUGAUGUGAAUCGCUUGAAACGCAGUGUUUCUGAACAUAAAGAAUUUUCGAUUAACAUCAAAAGAAUUGAAACUGAAGCUGGAAAAAGUAAAGACAACUCGGAAAAUCAACAGCAAACUGUUGAUGAAGCACAACCAGAAGAUUCGAAACGGAAGAAACGUGGCGCAUCACAACAAAAGGAUGUGCCAGUCAAAGUGAAGUCGGAAGAAGAACCGAGUACCUCAAAGGCAGCAACUUCAAAACGCACCAAAACAAAAUCAAACAUCGAUUUAGAUCUUGGUGAUAAAUUCGAUGCGGAAGAAAAACCAAUUCGUCGACUUCGUAAAGCGACAUCAAAUCAAAAUCUCACGGAAUUAGUUGAAAGUCAACCCGAUGAAACAACAGUCAAAAGUGGUAAAUUGCCGAGCAGAAAGAGGACAGAGUCAACCGAUUUCGGCGAUAAACUUGAUGCGGAAGAAAAACCAACUCGUCGACUUCGUAAAGCGACAUCAAACCAAAGUCUCACGGAAUUGGUUGAAAGUCAACCCGAUGAAAUAACAGCCAAAAGUAAAUCGCCGAGCAGAAAGAGGACAGAAUCAACCGAUCUUGGCGACAAAUUUGAUGCAGAAGAAAAGCUAAGUCGUCGACUUCGUAAAGCGACAUCAAAUCAAAAUCUCUCUGAAUUGGUUGGAAAUCAAGCCGAUGAAACAACAGUCAAAAGUGGUAAAUCGUCGAGCAGAAAGAGGACAGAAUCAAUUGAUCUUGGCGAUAAAUUCGAUGCGGAAGAAAAACCAAAUCGUCGACUUCGUAAAGCGACAUCAAACCAAAGUCUCUCUGAAUUGGUUGAAAAUCAAGCCGAUGAAAUUACGGCCAAAAAAGGUAAAUCAACUGGUCCACGUCGAGCUCAAUCGCAUCAAAGCUUGUCCAGUAUCUCGGAUGAAGGUCAACCAGAAGAGGACACAAAACGACGCAGUAAACGAACUAAAUCGGUAUCAAUGCAAGACAUCAGUAUUCAAUCAACGUCACGCACAACGAAACGGGUAGCAUCGCAGCAACGAUUAGACGACAUUGAUGAAAAAGAAGAAUUAAAAGUCCAAAAACGUAAAAAGACGAAAUCAGAAUCAACCGAUUCAGAUUCGGAGCUUGGUGAUAAAUUUGAUGAGAAUGAAAGUUCAACGAGUCGACGACUUCGAAAGGCUGUGUCACAUCAAACACUUUCAAGCAUCGAAGAACGCUCAGAAGAUUCACCGAUCAAAAAAGGUAAAACGCAAAGCAAAAAAGAGCUAAAAACAUCAAGAAUGACACGACGUGCAACCUCAACUCAAAGUAUAACCAGUGCUAUUGAAGACGAAGCCCGGGAUACCGAAGCACCGAAAACUCGGUCGAGAAAAAGAAUAAAAUCAGAUUCCUCCGAUAAAGUUGAAGAAAAUCCAGAAACCGAAACAAAAACUCGAUCACGUCGUGCUCCAUCGGAAACAAAGCAAUCACCGAAAGGCGACGAUAAAAAGGAAUCACGUAAAACAUCAACACGAUCAAGUAAAAAAGACGACGAUACACAUUCGGAAGCCUCUUCAAUUGUUUCAACGCGUAGUCGUAAGACAGCUGCAAAUACAGACGACGAAACAUCAUCGGUAAAAUCGAGCCGAGUUCGUGGCGCUAGAUCAGCAUCAGUUUUACCGGCCAUUGCUGAAGAUGAAAAUCAAGCAACAAGCACUUUGUCUCAGGACUAUUUGGAAAACAGUCGUUUGACACGUUCACAACGAGCCACAAUCGAAAAAUAUGCAAAACUCAAGGAGAAAAUUUCGGUAAAUGAAACAACAUCAGAGCGGAAAACACGCAAAACAAAGGCAGAUAAUACCGUUGAAGAACAACAACUUGGUUCCGAUCACAGUGAUUCGGAAUCGGUGACAUCGCAUAAAAGUACUGCGUCGAAAGUAUCGAAAAAAUCGAAAACAUCCGAAGCCUCAUCGUCGCAACGAACGACACGUCAACGUGCACAAAAGAAAUAACCACAUAUUGUUUGAGAAACAAACUCAUAAAAAUUAAGACUCAAAUUGUUUGAAAUAUGUAGAUUUACUUUUCAUGAAAAAAAAAAAAAAAAACGUUUUCUGUUUGUUAAUGAAUUUGAAAUGAUACCAUAUGUUCUUUCUUUCUUAAAAAAAAACAACAAAUUUACAUAAGUGCCAAAUUGCUGUUCAUUUUUGCAAACUUUCGCUUCAUUUUGCACAUUUUCUUUGUUAAAAAGUUGAUUGAAAAUUCAAAUAAACUAAUUAGAAAUAAUCAAUUUGUAAUUUUUCAA
Molecule: messenger RNA, 8976 nt
Organism: Contarinia nasturtii (swede midge)
Lineage: Eukaryota; Metazoa; Arthropoda; Insecta; Diptera; Cecidomyiidae
Gene: Elys
Product: protein ELYS
Exons: 7
Coding region: 185-8686 (2833 amino acids)
Molecular function (GO): protein binding
Source: RefSeq, a predicted model, not a curated record